AUGAAGCAGCAAAUGACACACGAGAUUCAAGAACAACUAGCCGCCACGAGGGCUGCUUUGAGAGAAAUGGAAAUAUGCAGCUCAAGUGGCAAAACGUUGCAGGAAGAAGAAGAAGAACUGCGACAGCUGCAGCAACAGGUAGCAGCAAGGGCGGCCGAAAUGGACACAGCGAUGAGCGAAUCUCGAUCCAAAUUAAACGAUUUACUCGAUCCUGUCGCUGCUUCUUCCUUCCACGGUGGUCGAGUAGGCUCUGAAGAGAAAACAUCUAACCAAGAACCGACGAUCUUUGAUUCGACUGCGUUAGUAAACGAGUUGAUCGCUCGAGCAGAGAAAAACCCAGAAGAAAAUGCUCUGUAUGAAAAGUGGACAACGGAUCGAUCUCGUAAAAUUGCCCAGUUAGCAAGCUACCGCGACCAGCAGACGGUUCUUCGGGCCCAGCAGUCAAUGCAGACUUUCCAGCAAGCCUUAGCAGAAGUGCGCGAGAACCGAUAG
Messenger RNA from Phytophthora infestans T30-4, 492 nucleotides. RefSeq lists its product as uncharacterized. The record is from RefSeq and is a predicted model, not a curated record. The transcript has 3 exons. NCBI's taxonomy places the organism in Eukaryota, Oomycota, Peronosporomycetes, Peronosporales, Peronosporaceae. Bases 1 to 492 code for a protein of 163 amino acids.